AUGUGCGGCAUCAAACAAGUCGUCGACGAGUGCAGAACCUGCCGCGGCAUCGUCCUUAUAGAAGAGGUCCCCAUCAUAUGCCAAAGGAGAACAUGGACAUUCCCUGACACCUUUGGACACGCAAAGACCUACUGCCCCGACCAAGGACGAGUAUACGUCGAAAAGAAGCCAAGAAUCAACCAGUGCCGGGUCUGCCGCUGGGACUCACUCAAUAUCACAACGAACCUGGACAUGCCCUGCCACCAGCGCUCAGAUAGCAGCCUAGGUACUCGCUCACUAUCCCACGGUGUGGAACAGAGCCGAUCGACGAGCCCUUGCCAGAAUGAUAGUGUCCUUAGUGUACCGACCGAGAAGGAGCCGAAAGGCAUGGUUAAGAUGGUGAAAGGUUUCUUUGGUAAGUAUCUUUCCAAGGUUAUUCCUGGGGUUCGUAGGUCCUCGCAAUCCACUUCGUCUUGGUCGGCUCUAGACCAGUGGGAGGAUAUUUGUGGUGAUGAGGACACCAGGGACAAGAAGAAGAAAAAGAAGAAGGCUUCGUCUAUACCGACAGUGAUUAAGGUGCGAGAGUUCCCAACGCUGACCACGGCGCAAGUCCCAUAUUCCGCUGAACAAAGGCUUGCCGAGGCUCUACACGUUGGUUUAUGCUAUUGCUUUACGAUGGAGAUCAUCUCACCGACUACAGGGGCUACCUGCAACGGUCCCCAAUCGGCACCAGCGAAGCCAAAACAUCCAAUCAUCAUCUGCCAAGGCCCUCGAAGGACACAUCACGAUUCUGGUAUGAGAAACCCGAAUGCGAGAUGCGAACAGGGGGAGCAAUCCACCGUAUUCGUAUCGACUUGCAACCAUCGUGCACCCGUCAUCCAAAAGCGCUACAACCUCAUGGCUCAAGCGUAA
Messenger RNA from Colletotrichum godetiae, 891 nucleotides. RefSeq lists its product as uncharacterized. The transcript has 4 exons. The record is from RefSeq and is a predicted model, not a curated record. NCBI's taxonomy places the organism in Eukaryota, Fungi, Ascomycota, Sordariomycetes, Glomerellales, Glomerellaceae. Bases 1 to 891 code for a protein of 296 amino acids.